Megalobrama amblycephala (Wuchang bream) is the source of this 9551-nucleotide messenger RNA. It is a transcript of the gene rasgrf2a, whose product is annotated as Ras protein-specific guanine nucleotide-releasing factor 2a. The record is from RefSeq and is a predicted model, not a curated record. The transcript is spliced from 28 exons. NCBI's taxonomy places the organism in Eukaryota, Metazoa, Chordata, Actinopteri, Cypriniformes, Xenocyprididae. Gene Ontology annotation, biological process: Ras protein signal transduction; positive regulation of GTPase activity. Gene Ontology annotation, cellular component: plasma membrane. The coding region runs from base 3197 to 7021 and encodes 1274 amino acids. Gene Ontology annotation, molecular function: guanyl-nucleotide exchange factor activity; protein binding.
UUUUUUAGAAUGUUUUUAUAGUUUCUCUCAUAUUCAACCUCUUUCAUACAGUUUUCAAUGAGGAAGCAAUGUUUUUUUAGUCCGAUGUACAUUUAUGUUCCUAUUCCAUCUGAUGUUUACACAAUUUUUGGGUUAAUGGAACGCCAAAUACCAUACAUUAUUAACAAGCAACUAAUACUAUAAUAUUUAUAUAAUCAUUUACGUUUACAUUCGAAAAUUGUCACAUAGUGUUUAUGAAAUGAUGAUUUUCUCAUCCAAAUGUUUUCCCUUGCCUCCAAUAGAUGGCUUGCACUGAAUAUGUCAAAUCAUGUAUGAGGACCUCAGCUGACCUAAUGCAAUGCCGGACUGUAUCAGAAAUACUGUCCUAGUUCUGCCUUUGACCUGGAUGAAGCGGAAUGUAUCCCAUUAUCCUUGUUUUUCCGCUCAUGAGGCUUUUUUUGUGGCAUUUAGACACUCGUAGGCUUGUUGAGAUGUUUAGGAUGGAUUUUCACUUUUCACACCCAUGUGUUUCAAGAUGAAUGAGUUUUGGCUGUGAGGAUAUGCAAUAACAUCAGCAGAUAUUAUGGUGCACCUUCUGCUUGUGCAUCCCAGAUAAGUCUCAAAGCAUGCUGGGUAAGUUCUUAAUGUGGUUUCCCGCUCUGUUACAGAUCGGCCCUGCAGAGGUUGCGUUCAGGUGGGCGUCCGGUAUCGCGGGCUCUUCCUCCGUAAGACACAAGUUCAUAUCUUUGUAGGAGUGAAGUCAGCUAUACAGCCAGGAGGAGGAGAUGAAAUUAGAACCGUUGUGAGUUUCCCUUUUCACAACCACAAGUUUAAUAUGAGUUUCUGAACACAGACAUCAUAUGAAACUAUUCCAAAACCCAUUUAGAUUAUUUUUAAGGCGUCACAUGUGUUCUCCUGGUGUGAUUAUACUUCUAAGAGGUUUUGUUCGGACAAAAACAUAAGGCUGUAUUUUAUACUUGAAAAACUUGAGUUACUAUAUAACUUCCUUAUAUAACUGGUAAACUUCCUAUUGCUUUGGCAAAUUAUCGCAAACAAGCAUUACUCUUCUGGUCACUUUUGUACAAACAACCUAGCAGGUGCUUUAUAUGGAACAAUGGUAAUAUCAUUCAUAAUAAGAAGUCAUUGUACAUGGAUAAUUGGGUUCAACACAACAUUUUAAUUGUUAACCAGCUUAUUGACAGAAAUGGAAAAUUAUAUACAUACCCUAACUUUAUUUCAAAAUAUGAAAAAGAAUUUAACAAAGUAAUUAAGGUUAUCCCCAAUGGCAUAAUAAUGUUGGCCAAAUUCUCAGACGUAGAUGUUAAUAACACAACCUUACAAAAUCCUCAACUUUUUGUAAAUGGUCUCUCAUUUUUUGAUAAACAUUUUAACAACAAUUUUAUAAGAAAUUCCUUUAAUGUUGGAUCCAUUCCUUCAUGUCAAUCAAAAUGGCUUAAACCUCAUUGUAUAUCUUGGACUUUACCAUAUAAAUACAUAAUUUCUUAUAAAGUAAAAGAAAUCAUUUACAAAAUUAUUCAUAGAUGUUAUCCUGUAAAUGCAGGCAUUAGUAGAUAUAUAUCCAUACUGUCUGUGAUAAAUGUACUUUUAGUAACACAUCAUCUGAUGAUAUUGAACGUUUAUUUCUUUAUUGCCCUUUUUCUAUUUCUUUUUGGACUGACUUUAACAAAAAAACUAAACAGAACUCUUAAUUUUACUUUGUUUUCAAAACCCAUAUUUUUCUCAAAAACAAAAUGAUGUUUUGGCAAAUUUUCAUACUCAUAAGACAAAAAUAACACAAAAGAAACCCUCAUAUAUUACCUUUUAUAACACCGAUCUCACAAUAUAUUUUGAAACUCUUUCAAACAUGAGAUCACAGAACAAAAAGCUCAUAAAAACAAUAUAAAUUCUAAAGCUUUUCAAAUUCAUGUAACUGCCCUAAUAAUAUGUAGCCCUUUUUUUAAUUAUUGCAAUUUUUUGUAUGCAUUAUUAUUUUUUUUUGUAUUCUAUUUCUUGUUGGUACUCUUUGUUUUAUAUGCUCUGAUAUGUAUUACAUGAUGUGAUAUUUGUCUUCAAGUUCAUAAUAAAACAAAACAUAAGGCUGUAUAAAAUGCAUCCUUUUCAGAGAAUGCCAUUCCAGAAGAAUCCAAGAUUCUUGUGCAAGAUUAGUCAGGUUAUUUAUGCACAACACAGGCACCAAAUAAUCAUAUUAUUUUUAAGUCGGUGUAUAUAUUUAGUGCUAUGAUCAUCUAAGCGUGUGUUGUUGGUGAUUUGAUACAUUAGCCACCAGGGGGCGUAAGUCACAAUAUUUAGGCCUAAAUUCAGACUAUCAAACUUUACAUUUAAAUGAAUCUUCUUACAGUUACAAUUGUUAUAAUCCCAUUUUUACAGAAAAAUCGUGGUGUGUUGUACCUGCAGACUGACUGAAAUUGGAAAGAAAUUUAAGUUAAUUUUGCUUUAGUUUAGACCAUUUAGUUUGAUAGUGGUGGACAUUUAUACAAAAAUGCAACUAAUAAAAUUAGAGAGCACACUAAUUUAUAUAAAUAAAGAACAGCAGUAUUUAAAUAUUUUGAUACAAAGGAGACGCAAAUGCGCGCAGCGAAUCAAAUGAAUCGGUGAAUCGUUUAUAACGAACGAACUGAUUCGGUACUUUGAAGGGACACCGGACCAGUGUUUGCUGGGAAACGCUCGUUGGAAAAAUUAAACUAUUUGAAAACGGCUAGAUUUAUUUCAUGCUUCUGAAAACAGAGUGAAUUUCGUUCAAGCAUCUGCAGUAUUUCUGAUUAAAAUCGUGAAACUAAGAUCAGGCACGCGUGAGAAAGAAACCAGAGUGAGUCUCUCUUGACAGUGAGGUAAAUGGAGACUGAGAGGGUAAAUAGUUCUGUCUCUUUAAGUUGGUGUCAAAGCCGAUUAGCGCUGAUCUCGGUCGUGAUUCUGUUGUACCGUCUGCUCACUGAAUCUAUUUUUGUUUUACGUCCCUGCGCGCAGUUCAGAUCAUAUUUUUAUUAAUAUUUGUUGACUCUUUUACUGUAUUUUCGCUUUUUUUCCCCUACACGCGCACUCCUUUAUAUAGCUGUGCGUAAUUACGCGUGACGCGCGUCUGGAAUCUCCUUUACGCGCAGCAUCAGCGCUUUUGGCUGGACUUUAGAUCAUCAUUUCUGGCUGCUGUGUGUGAGGAUGAGAUUGAUGAUGGGCUCAGUGUGACAAACAGGACUUUAAGAUGCAGAAGAGCGUGCGUUAUAAUGAAGGACACGCGCUCUAUCUGUCCAUGGUCGCGCGUAAAGAGGGAAUUAAACGUGGAUACUUGAGUAAAAAAGCCGCAGAAAACAACCGCUGGACAGAGAAGUAUUUCGCGCUUUAUCAGAACGUGCUGUUCUACUUUGAGAACGAGCAGAGCACCAGACCAUCUGGGAUUUAUUUGCUGGAGGGAUGCUCCUGCGAGAGGAUUCCGGCUCCAAAAGUGUCCACCGUUGGGAAAGAGAGCUCAGAUAAACAGCAGCAUUACUUCCUGGUGAUUUUCGGCCACGAUGGGCAGAAACCUCUGGAGCUGCGGACAGAAGAGGAUGCUGACUGUAAUGAGUGGGUGGAGGCCAUUCAACAGGCCAGUUAUUCAGACCUGAUCAUAGAGCGGGAAGUUCUCAUGCAGAAAUACAUCCAUCUGGUGCAGAUCAUGGAGACGGAAAAAGUGGCGGCAAAUCAGCUGCGGACGCAACUGGAAGACCAGGAUACAGAGAUUGAGAGACUGAAGGCAGAGGUUGUUGUUCUGAAUAAAACGAAAGAGCGAAUGUUGCCCUAUCAGUCCAAUCAAGAUGAUGAAGAUCCAGAUAUCAAGAAAAUCAAGAAGGUGCAAAGCUUCAUGCGUGGUUGGCUGUGCAGGAGGAAGUGGAAGAUUAUCGUGCAGGACUACAUCUGCUCACCUCACGCCGAGAGCAUGAGAAAGAGAAACCAGAUCGUCUUCAACAUGGUGGAGGCCGAGACGGAGUACGUGCUCCAGCUCUCCAUCCUGGUCAACUGCUUCCUGCGGCCGCUCAGGAUGGCGGCCAGCUCCAAAAAACCCCCCAUUAGUCAUGACGACGUCAGCAGUAUCUUCCUCAAUAGUGAGACGAUAAUGUUUCUCCAUGAGAUUUUCCAUCAAGGCUUGAAGGCUCGGAUAGCCAACUGGCCAACGUUAGUUUUAGCGGAUCUCUUCGACAUCCUGCUGCCGAUGCUGAACAUUUAUCAGGAGUUUGUGCGAAACCAUCAGUACAGUCUGCAGGUUCUGGCCAACUGUAAACAGAACCGGGACUUUGACAAGCUUCUGAAGCAGUAUGAAGCAAACGCCGCCUGUGAGGGCAGAAUGCUGGAGACCUUCCUCACCUACCCCAUGUUUCAGAUCCCACGAUACAUCAUCACCCUUCAUGAGCUCCUCGCCCACACGCCUCAUGAACAUGUCGAGCGCAAGAGUCUGGAAUUUGCCAAAUCCAAACUAGAGGAAUUAUCCAAAAUGAUGCAUGAUGAAGUGAGUGACACGGAAAACAUCCGUAAGAAUCUGGCGAUCGAGCGAAUGAUCGUGGAGGGCUGUGAUAUUCUGCUGGACACCAGUCAGACGUUUAUACGGCAGGGCUCUCUGAUUCAGCUGCCCUCUGUGGAGAAGGGUAAACUGAGUAAGGUGCGUCUGGGCUCGCUGUCGCUCAGGAAAGAAGCUGAACGCCAGUGUUUCCUGUUCACUAAACACUUCCUCAUCUGCACACGCACCUCCGGCGGCAAACUGCACCUGCUCAAACAAGGAGGCACAUUGUCUCUGAUAGAGUGUACUCUUAUCGAGGAGCUGGACGCCAAUGAUGAAGACUAUAAUGCUGCUGGUCAGGGGUUCAAUCAUCUGGAGUUUAAAAUAGUGGUUGAACCUGCUGACGGUCCGUCGUUUUCAGUCAUUCUGCUCGCUCCGUCUCGGCAGGAGAAAGCGGCCUGGACCAGCGACAUGAGCCAGUGCAUUGACAACAUUCGCUGCAAUGGCUUGAUGACCAGCGUGUUUGAGGACAACUCCAAAGUCACCGUGCCUCACAUGAUCAAGUCUGAUGCCCGACUGCACAAAGACGACGUGGACAUCUGCUUCAGUAAGACGCUGAACUCCUGCAAGGUGCCACAGAUCCGUUACGCCAGCGUGGAGAGACUCCUGGAGAGACUGACCGACCUGCGCUUCCUUUCCAUCGACUUCCUCAACACCUUCCUCCACACCUACCGAAUCUUCACCACUGCUUCUGUGGUGAUGGACAAACUGGCCGACAUCUACAAGAAGCCCUUCACCUCUAUACCUGUCAGGGUUCAGUAUCAUUCUUCCGACCGUUUGUCCAUCUCCUCCAUCUGUCCAGACUACAGCCUGAAGAUCACAAGGCUUGCGCUGGACCAGUCCAAGUCCCUCGAGCUUUUCUUUGCCACCAACCAAGGCCCCUGGAGUGGAGAACACCUGAACAACAAAUCCCCUCGGCUUUCUCGCAAGUUCUCCUCCCCUCCGCCCGUCUCCAUCCCCUCGCGCACGUCUUCCCCCAUCCAUUCCCGAAAGCUGUCCCUCAGCUCUCCCGUGAGCUGCAAGGGCGGCGCCUUGGACCUGUCGACGGCUAGUUCCUCUGCGGCAAGCAGCCCGACGUCUCCCUACAACCCCAUCAUCUCCUCCCCUCCCCACACCUGCACCAAAGCCCCUCUGGACCUCAGCCGGGGCCCCAGCUCCCCCGAGCUCAGCCCCUCCACCCCAGAGGAGGGCGGGGAGCUGCCGCGGAUAGAUGCUUUCUGUGGGAAGCUGCGACGGAGUAUUCGACGAGCUGUACUGGAGUCAGUAUCGUUGGACAAGUUCAUUCCUGAGACGCCCACGUCCAGUGAUUCUGCAGACAUGUCUCCAUGCCGCUCCCCGUCCACACCGCGACACCUUCGCUACCGACAACCUGCAGGUCAGUCUCCCGAGAGCUCCCGCUGUGCCGUGUCCCCCGCGUCCGCCUUCGCCAUCGCCACCGCCGCAGCUGGACACAGCAGCCCGCAAGGAUUUACCAACCCAGAGAAAUCGUACGAUAAAGAGUUCCUCAUCCGCAGGGCCGCCACCAACAGAGUGCUCAACGUCCUGCGCCACUGGGUUUCCAAACACUCGCAGGACUUUGAGAUGAACGCAGAGCUGACGACAGCUGUGGUCGCUCUGCUGGAGGAGGUGCUGCGAGAUCCAGAUCUUCUGCCGCAGGAGAGGAAGGCCACAGCUAACAUACUGAGUGCACUUUCUCAAGAAGAUCAAGAUGAUUCUCAGUUGAAGAUUGAGGAUAUUGUCCAAAUGUCCGAGUGUCCGAGAGUCGAAUGCUUUGAGUCACUGUCGGCAAUGGAACUAGCGGAACAGAUUACUUUACUGGACCAUAUUGUGUUCCGGAAUAUUCCAUAUGAGGAGUUUCUUGGUCAAGGCUGGAUGAAAACGGACAAAAAUGAAAGGACUCCGUACAUUAUGAAGACCAGUCAGCACUUCAAUGAUAUGAGUAAUCUGGUAGCGUCUCAGAUCAUGGCUCAAUGCGACGUGAGCUCCAGAGCCAACUCCAUUGACAAGUGGCUGGCUGUGGCGGAUAUAUGCCGCUGUCUCAACAAUUACAACGGAGUCUUGGAGAUCACGUCCGCACUGAACCGCAGCGCCAUCUACAGGUUAAAGAAAACGUGGGCCAAGGUUUGCAAACAGACCAAAGCACUUAUGGACAGGCUGCAGAAGAUAGUUUCAUCUGAAGGGAGGUUUAAGAACCUGAGGGAAACUCUGAAAAACUGUAACCCUCCGUGUGUGCCCUAUCUGGGCAUGUACCUGACGGAUUUGGCAUUUAUCGAGGAAGGAACGCCCAACUUCACAGAGGAGGGGCUCGUCAACUUCUCUAAAAUGAGGAUGAUCUCACACAUAAUACGAGAGAUCCGACAGUUUCAGCAGGCGCCCUACAGGAUAGAACUGCAACCCAAGGUAACACAGUUCCUCCUUGACAAGACUCUUGUAAUGGACGAGGACACACUUUAUGAAUUAUCUCUGAAGAUUGAGCCAAGACUCCCUCCUGCCAACUAAGUGUGACAAGAAUGUUUACACCAGACGAAGAUAUCAAGUAAGAGAGUUGUAGUCAGUUUGUGGGAAUCAAGACUUCCAUCUGAACUAAAGUCUGUCCAUUAUAGAAACGUCAAUCUUUCCAUAUAUUUACUUCAUUGCAUAUAAUUUUGUAUUGUGAAUUUUUUCUUCUUCUGUAAACUCAGGUAUAAAUGUGCCUUUUUGUAAACAUUAUGUACAGUUAUUAUAUUCUGGAGUGCAUAUUUCUAGCAUGAUACAUUUUAAUAUCAAUUUGAUAAUCUCUUGAAAUGUUUUUUUUCCUGAAUGCAAAAUAUCAGUUCCAUUUUAAAACUCUGAUCAUUCCUUUAGUAUAAUGAGAAUCAUAAUUUGUAUGUGUGCAAAUGAUUGUCGCUGAAGUGUGUGAUGGUCCUACUUUGACAAGCAAGUUUCUUAAUCACUCUUCCAUUAAAAUCCGCCCAUAUGUAUGACAGUCAUGUCAAUUCUUGAAUCUGGAGUUUGCUGAAAUGUCGAAGCUCAAACAAGCACCUUUACUGUUUACCAAAAGAAAUAUUUGUCAUUUGUUAAUGUUAGGGAUCAUUCGUUUACACAGCAGGUCAGCUGCAUUUUGCCACGAGGCUGCAUUUGCUCAUUUAGCAUGAUUUUGUUCGUAGAAAUAUUUGAUAUUUUUAGCAUGUGUUUGCAUGAAUCUGUAUUUAAUAUACAGUAAUCUUAGAAAAUUCAUUAUAUUUUAAAUUUUUGUCUUUAACUUAUGGAUUAACAAAGCAUUUAUGUAUAUUCUACACUUAACUCUUUCCCUGCCAGUGUUUUUGUGAUCAUUUUCACAAAUCUUUCAUGGCCCCCAGAAUAUUUUGUUGUAUGAAUAUCUGAACAUACAAUAUAUCAAAAGAAAGAACAGAGCCUAUCUUUUAAACAACGACAACAUUUUAUUCUAGCUUUGUGAGUAUGUCUGUGAGUGUUUCAUUAAAAAGCAAUAUUUUGAACAAAAAGACUGAGAAAAUCUCAUUUUUGUCAAAGAUUUCGUUCAUAACGGAUUUAGAACAAUGAUCAAAAUAUAAAUGGAGUAGAUCAAGUCUAUCAACACCCCCAAAGCUUCGUUUCCACUUCAUGGGUUCAACAUUUCAUUCGGUAAUGUUAUUCAGUUUUGAUAUAUAUGCUGUUGAAUGUUUGAUGAUCACGUUAGCUAACAUGUGCGUAAGCAAUGUUUCUAUCGCUUGUUUGUGCUUUUCCGCUUGUUUUUGGAUCUGGAGAUUCUGUCCUAUUUCAGAAGAUGCAUAAUAACGCCCCCCUAAUGAAAGGGUUCGCAACUCUGGCCCUCAAAGUCCACUUUCCUGCAGAGUUUUGCUCCAACCUUAAUCAAACGUGCCUGAACAAGCUUAUCAAGGUCUUCAGGAUUACUAGAAUGUUAAAGGCAGGUGAGUUUGAUCAAAGUCCUUUUAAGGCAACUCAUUUCGCUCAGAGGCCAUCUUUGAAACACCUCCCCUAUCUCUUUGAAUGGGGAAACAUCAAAAUCACCAAGCUUAUGGUUAAAUUUCAUAUUUGAAAUCACCAAUGAAACAGCUGACUCAUAAAUUUUCCUUCUAAACCCUCAAAUCAUGACAAAAAACUGCAUUUUUCAGGUUGAACCAGCCAAUGCACAUGUGCAGUCCUAAGCGCGCAUCUCAGAACGCUGACUGUUGACAGCUGCAGUGACGCAUUGACUUUACCAAUUGGCGAUUGGCUCUUUUAUUUAGAAGGCAGGACUUAUUCUCCCAUAUUGUGAGUUGCACUUUCUCCAAUUCAUAGUAACAUGAGUGCACCGUCUUUGUGUAUCUAUUUAGAUUUGAUCAAGGUUGGAGCUAAACUCUGCAGGAAAGUGGAUCUCGAGGGCCAGAGUUGAGAACCCUUGUGAUAGGUUGUGUCGUAAAUGACGAAAAAUCUCAUCAAUGGCGGGGAAAGAGUUAAUGAAACUGUUAAAAAUGACCAUGAUACAGUGAUGGUAAUGCCAAGGUACUUUAGCACUGAUUUAUUUCCAUAUCUGUGUUCCAUGGUGUUUACACUGGCAAUCCAUAAAAGAUGGUACUUUUUGGUGAAUGCAGAUGUGGUUUAUUGCUGAUUUCAACUUGAGCAGGGAUUUAUUAACCAGUAUACAGUUUUUUUCUACCCAUCUGUAUCGUGGCAGAAUUUAAUUUUUAAACAAAUGUUUUUAAGUGUGCAUUUUAAGUCUGUUUUUGUAUAAAUAGAAACAGAUUACUGUUUUUGGAUGAAUUCAAACAUAGUUUCAGCAGAAUAUGUGCAGUGCCCUGUUUAUUUAAUUGGUUAUAUAUGUGUUUAUUUUAACUUCUACCUGGAAAAUGUAGUCAUUGAGAACUUUAAGCAGCCCUGCGUUGUUGUUUUUAUUUAAACAAUGUUGUUGACUCGUGCACACUUCAAGAAGGAGUGUCUUUACCUCUUUUCAUAUUUGAAUUCACAUACAUGUCUUUUUUCAAUCACCAACAUAAAUGUACACCUAUCCAUUGACAACUGUAAAUUAUGAAAUAAAACUUUUUUUGUCUUC